AUGGAUGGAACCAAUGAAAGCACCCAGGGAAAUUUCAUCCUUUUGGGGUUUUCUGAUAGGCCCCAUCUGGAGAGAAUCCUCUUUGUGGUUAUCUUGAUUGCAUAUCUCCUGACCCUUGUGGGCAACACUACCAUCAUCCUGGUGUCUCGGCUGGACCCUCGCCUCCACACUCCCAUGUACUUCUUCCUCACCCAUCUCUCUUUCCUGGACCUUAGUUUCACCACCAGCUCCAUCCCUCAGCUUCUGUAUAACCUGAAUGGACGUGACAAGACCAUCAGCUACACAGGCUGUGCCAUCCAGCUCUUCCUAUUCCUGGGUCUGGGUGGUGUGGAAUGUCUACUCCUGGCAGUCAUGGCGUAUGACCGGUUUGUUGCAGUCUGCAAGCCCCUGCACUACAUGGUGAUCAUGAAUCCCGGGCUUUGCCUAGGCCUGGUGUUGAUAGCCUGGGGCUGUGGGGUGGCCAACUCCUUGGCCAUGUCCCCGGUCACCCUACGCUUACCCCGCUGUGGGCAUCACGGUGUGGACCACUUCCUGUGUGAGAUGCCUGCCCUGAUACGAAUGGCCUGUGUGAAUACAGCUGCCGUUGAGGGCACUGUCUUUGUACUGGCAGUGGGCAUUGUACUCUCACCCCUUGUGUUUAUCCUGGUCUCCUAUGGUUACAUCGUGAGGGCUGUGUUACACAUUCAGUCAGCAUCAGGCAGGCAAAAGGCCUUCAACACCUGUGGCUCCCAUCUCACAGUGGUCUCACUUUUCUAUGGAAACAUCAUUUACAUGUACAUGCAACCUGGAAAAAGCUCCUCCCAGGAUCAAGGCAAGUUCCUCACCCUCUUCUACAACAUUGUCACCCCACUCCUGAAUCCCCUGAUCUACACCCUCAGAAACAAAGAGGUGAAGGGGGCAUUGAGGAGGUUGUUGCUGCAUGACAGAGAUAAGAAAGGAGUAAGAGUGAAAAGCCCAGACAGGCACCUCUAG
Messenger RNA from Dama dama (fallow deer), 972 nucleotides. Its product is annotated as olfactory receptor 2W3. Gene Ontology annotation, cellular component: membrane. Gene Ontology annotation, molecular function: olfactory receptor activity; G protein-coupled receptor activity. Gene Ontology annotation, biological process: G protein-coupled receptor signaling pathway. The coding region runs from base 1 to 972 and encodes 323 amino acids. The transcript has a single exon. NCBI's taxonomy places the organism in Eukaryota, Metazoa, Chordata, Mammalia, Artiodactyla, Cervidae. The record is from RefSeq and is a predicted model, not a curated record.